GGUAGCGCGUCUGACUCCAGAUCAGAAGGUUGCGUGUUCAAAUCACGUCGGGGUCAGUCAUAUAUUUAUUACAUUUCUGCAUGAUAAGGCAUGUGCAUACAUGACUAAUCAAAUAUCGGCACUCCCAGUUCACUUGGAGGAGGAGUCGGGUUAACGGUUGCUACGGAGACGCGUCUCUUUGCCUCCCAUGCUACCGGAAAAACACGGAAGCACCGGCUGAACAUCUUCUCAAAUAGAGGCUUCAGAUGUUUUGCAUUAGUGUCUUUGAAGGAUUCUGAAUGGUUUUGCACACCCUAUUGUACUAACAAGGCGUAGGAUUCAAUUAAAAAACUACUUAUAGCAGACUCAUUUGACGAUGCUAGAAGUCGGUUCACACAUGGAGGGGAACAGCAACCCCCCCCUGAGAAACACGGAGGCGAGGGAGCGGAAGAAGACCAGGAGGAGGCGGAGAAGAAAGACAGCAAGUGUUCCUACGAAGAGCGGGCAUUCAAUCAGCCACCUUGAGGAGGAUAAAGACAAUCCUGGGAGCAUAUUGCCCCCCAGCACCCUGUCCGUCUCCCUGCCCCCCCUCCCCGGACCCGGGCCGCCCCAGGCCCUUAAGGGGAGAGAUAAGGAGGGGGCUCCCCAUUGGAGCACCAACCCGCCCCCGCUAGCUUCCCCCACAACAAGGGGCGUUCCUGAGCUGAGUGCCCAGGCCAGGGGGAGCCUGAGGUGGGAAGGGGAGCUCGACGACCCCCUCGCGGAGGGGGAGAGGUUGGAGCUCUACAAGGCCCGGCGGAGGCAGCGCUACCUGGCUCUGAGGCCGGUCUGA
Gadus morhua (Atlantic cod) is the source of this 811-nucleotide messenger RNA. Its product is annotated as protein LIAT1. The transcript has 2 exons. The record is from RefSeq and is a predicted model, not a curated record. Gene Ontology annotation, biological process: protein arginylation. NCBI's taxonomy places the organism in Eukaryota, Metazoa, Chordata, Actinopteri, Gadiformes, Gadidae. The coding region runs from base 356 to 811 and encodes 151 amino acids.